GCUCAGAGUACUCCACCCAGACUCCAUCACCCCACGAAAGGGCCGAACGUCUGUCAGCUUCACCAUGUUCUCGCGAUUCGCCCGUCAGACCGCUCAGAAGGGUCAGUCCUUCAAGCGUUUCGCUUCCUCCUCUACCACCGCUGGUGCUAAGCCAUCCCUCGUCACCCCCAUCUUGGCCACCACCGUCGCCCUUGGAUCAGCUUUGGCGUACACCGCUACCUACGGAGGUUUGAGCGCCAACUCCCCCGCAGAGAACGGAUUGCACCCUGCCGCCUACCCAUGGAGUCACAAUGGAAUGCUUCAGGGUUUCGACCACUCUAGCAUUCGUCGUGGUUACCAGGUUUACCGUGAGGUUUGUGCUGCCUGUCACUCCCUCGACCGCAUUGCCUGGCGUAACCUUGUCGGUGUCUCCCACACCACCACCGAGGCUAAGGCCAUGGCUGAGGAGCACGAAUACACCGACGGUCCCGAUGACAACGGUGACAUGUUCGAGCGCCCUGGUAAGCUCGCCGACUACAUGCCCAGACCCUACCCCAACGACGAGGCCGCCCGUGCCGGUAACCAGGGAGCUCUUCCCCCUGAUCUUUCCCUCAUGGUCAAGGCCCGUCACGGUGGUGCUGACUACAUCUUCGCUCUUUUGACCGGUUACUGCGACCCUCCCGCUGGUGUCCAGGUUCCUGAGGGCAUGAACUACAACCCUUACUUCCCUGGUGGUCAGAUUGCUAUGGCCCGUGUCCUUUACGACGGUCUCGUCGAGUACGAUGAUGGUACCCCCGCCACCACCUCCCAGAUGGCCAAGGAUGUUGUUACUUUCUUGAACUGGGCCGCUGAGCCUGAGCUCGACCAGCGCAAGAAGAUGGGUAUGCAGGUGUUGGUUAUCUUGACCGGUUUGUGGGCCUUGUCAGUGUGGAAGAAGAGAUUCGUCUGGUCUACUCUCAAGACUAGGAAGAUUGCGUACAUUCCUCCGAAGGAGAAUCACUCUGUCUGA
Molecule: messenger RNA, 988 nt
Organism: Saitoella complicata NRRL Y-17804
Lineage: Eukaryota; Fungi; Ascomycota; Saitoellomycetes; Saitoellales; Saitoellaceae
Exons: 4
Coding region: 65-988 (307 amino acids)
Biological process (GO): mitochondrial electron transport, ubiquinol to cytochrome c
Molecular function (GO): electron transfer activity; heme binding
Source: RefSeq, a predicted model, not a curated record